Molecule: messenger RNA, 897 nt
Organism: Callorhinus ursinus (northern fur seal)
Lineage: Eukaryota; Metazoa; Chordata; Mammalia; Carnivora; Otariidae
Gene: ASMT
Product: acetylserotonin O-methyltransferase
Molecular function (GO): protein dimerization activity; O-methyltransferase activity
Source: RefSeq, a predicted model, not a curated record
AUGACUUCUCCCGAGGAACAGGCGUACCAUCUGCUGACCGAGUACUCAAAUGGGUUCAUGGUCUCCCAGGUUCUGUUUGCCGCCUGUGAGCUGGGCGUGUUUGACCUUCUGGCUGAGGCCCCAGAGCCCCUGGGUGCGGCAGCAGUGGCUGCACGGCUGGGCACCAGCUCCUGUGGGACAGAGCUCCUGCUGGACACCUGUGUGUCCCUGAAGCUGCUCCAGGUGCAAACAAGGAGGGGAAAAGCUUUGUACCAAAACACAGAGCUCUCCAGCACCUACCUGGUCAGGGCCAGUCUCAAGUGCCAGGCCAACAUGCUGCGGUACCUGGCCAGGACGACAUAUCUGUGCUGGGGCCACGUGGCCCAGGCCGUGAGGGACGGCAAGAACCAGUAUCAGGAGGCAUUUGGGGUUCCCUCUGACGAGCUGUUCACCGCCAUCUACAGAUCUGAGGGCGAGCGGCUGCAGGUGAUGCGAGGUCUGCAGGACGUCUGGAGCAUCAGCGGGAGGCAUGUGCUGGCCGCUUUUGACCUGUCCCCGUUCCCGCUCAUAUGCGACAUUGGUGGGGAUUUCUUUAAAGACCCGCUUCCGGAGGCGGAUCUGUACAUCCUGGCGAGGGUCCUGCAUGACUGGACCGAUGCGCGGUGCUCACACCUGCUGGCAAGGAUCCAUCGUGCCUGCAAACCAGGUGGCGGCAUCCUGGUGAUUGAAAGCCUCCUGGAUGCAGAUGGGCGGGGCCCUCUGACCACGCAGCUGUACUCGCUGAACAUGCUGGUGCAGACGGAGGGCCGGGAGAGGACCCCCGCCCAGUACCUCGCGCUCCUGGCUCCUGCUGGCUUUCAGGACUUCCAGUGUCGGAGAACCGGGGGCAUUUACGAUGCCAUCCUAGCCAGGAGGUAG